CCACGGGUAAUAGGCAGUGGAAGGGGACAGCAGGGCCAAUAUUAACUUCUCAAGGAAAGUGGUAAAUGCUUGUCAGCAGAUAAAGCUUGUCAGAAGGAGGAAGAGCUAUUUGCAAAGCGUCAAGCCUGAGGCUGGGCUUGCAGCCAAGGUCUCAGAGUCCUGUGUUUAUGCCUCUCUGCAGACCUGGGUGGACAGUGGCCAUGAUACCCUUUCCUGAUGCACCUUCCCUGUUUUUCAGUGUGAAGAAGCUUGCAAGACAGCACUGAGGACAGCACACGUUCUGGGGAGAGGAGCAGAGUCGGGUUUGCCACUCAGUCUGAGAGGAGCAAGGGGACGGCAAUCACACGUGUGUCUCAGCAGCACCCACGUCCCUGGGCCUCAGAGGAAGGCAUCCCCACAACAGCUUUCACCAUGGUAGCAGGAGAGCAUGCACGCACCAGGAUGGGUCUGCUGCAGCAGAGGUGCACUGAGAACCUGCUCCAUGUGCUGGUUUUACUGGAGACUGUUGGGACUUUUGCCUUGAUGUCCUAUGCACUGGUGUACGAAGCUGGAAACCUGGUGAACCUCCCUGACAAACGCAUUGGCUUUUACAACUUCUGCCUGUGGAAUGACACAGCUGGGGAACUGCAGUGCCUGGACAACCAGCAUCUACAGGCAAUGGGCAUCAGCCUACUGGAAAUAGCACUAGCCAGGGUUUGUGUGUAUACCUGCCUGGUCUUCAUCCUCUUCCACCUCGUUUUUGUUUUAACUGUGAAUUGCACUGGGCAGAGAGAGGGCUGGAAGAUGAUCCGCACCAUAACCCUCAUCAAGAUGAUAAUCCUGUCUGGAGGCCUGGGUAUGUUUCUUUUACAAACCUCACAGUGGAUUCAUCCCUCUGAUUUCACUGGAGGCUUCCUGGCACUGCUUGGGACUCAGGCUCUGCUACUGCUCCAGAUUCUCACUGCCACUGUGUACCUCAGCUGGGCCAGGUACACACAUACGUAUCAAAGCUAUUUAAAUGAGGAGGCCCUGCCCACUAAGAUUUGACAGUGAAGAGGAUGCAAGAGCUAUUGGCAAGAUGAUUUAAAGUAGUAAACCAAAUACAGCUUUACUGUACCAGCAAAAAUCUGAUUCCCAGUCCAAAGGCUCAUGUCAAGCCAUGCUCUGGCACACUACCGUGUGCAGCACUCCUGCAUCAAGCUGGCAGCAGACACCAACAGCCACAGCACAGAAGCCUCCCAGGUACAACAGCAUGAAACACCCCUCAGUUUGGGGCACAGCAUCGAAGUGACAGCACUUCUGGGCCCCAAAGAGCAGUGAAGGCAGCAGAACCAGCAUGCAGUGGACACAGGCCUCUGCCCAUAUGUGGCCUAAGUAAAAAAAGUUGCUAGUAUCUCAAAGUAUGUGACUAAUCUGUAAUCAAUAAACAAAAUGUUGUUAUUACCUUUUGCUCUACCAUAUAACAAAGGGAGUUUAAAAACAGGAUCUUCAGAUUAUGUUUAACUAAGAACUAACAAAUGUUGAGGAAAAUGUAACCAAAUAGGUAAUUUCUUUGUAAGUAGACAUACAUCACUUAAAUAAGCAGCCAAUCAACAACCUACCUUCAAGGCUGUGAAGAAAGCCAUCUAGGACGAUAUAGAAAUAACAUCAGAUAAACCAAGUAUGAAAACAAGAUAACAGACUGAGCAUGCACCAAUUAAGAAAGUGCAAUAAAAGGACAAGUGAUGAAGCUUAUUAAAUGACCACCAAAACCCUGAAGGGGUUGUAUUAAGCCCUAAAGGACACUAGAUGGCAGGAAAGACUCAAUAGUUAACUUCUGUUGGUAUUAUUUUUCAAAAUAGGCCUUUUAUGUUAUUAUAUUGAUUGUUAAACUGUUGUUGAUGUUAUAUUGAUAUAUACGAUGUUGACUGUUAUAUUGAUUUGUCUGUGUAGUGAAUAUGUAACAGCCUGGUAAACAGAAACUGCAUUAAUUCAUGCAGUGGCUGGGAGAACUUGUGCAAAUAAAGAACGCCUGUUUUAACAGUGAUA
Messenger RNA from Ficedula albicollis (Collared flycatcher), 2007 nucleotides. It is a transcript of the gene TMEM140, whose product is annotated as transmembrane protein 140. The record is from RefSeq and is a predicted model, not a curated record. NCBI's taxonomy places the organism in Eukaryota, Metazoa, Chordata, Aves, Passeriformes, Muscicapidae. The transcript is spliced from 2 exons. Bases 412 to 1026 code for a protein of 204 amino acids.